ACGGCGUUUCCCCGCGGCGCUCCUUCGCAGCCCCUCUGCCCAAAGGUGCUGAGAAGAUGACUUCCUCAGGUGCCCCAGGGGCCCGCAUGACAUCCACAGUCAGUAUCAACAUUUCUACUCCAUCCUUCUACAACCCGCAGAAGAAGUUUGCACCUGUGGUUGCCCCGAAACCCAAGGUGAACCCCUUCAAAACUGGRGGUGUAUCGGAGCCAUUGCUGCCACAGCCUCCUGGAGCUGGUGCCCAGCGUGCUCAGAUGGGGAAAGUGGGAGAGAUUCCAUCAGCCUCUACAUACAUGGUGGCAGAAGAGCUUCCACUGCCGCCGCCRCCUCCUCCAGGAGAUGAUGCGAGUCUUUCCUCGAACACUGCAUUUCCGCCACCCCCACCUCCCUUUGAAGAGCCUUUUCCCCCAGCCCCAGAAGAUGUCUUUCCUUCUCCUCCUCCACCAAUGUUUGAUGAAGGACCUAUGAGCAAAGUACCUGCCCCACAGGUACGUGACAAGAUGAACAGCAUUGAUCUUGAGUUUUCCUCACUGUCCGUAAUGUUGGAUGACAUGGAGAAGAAUGACCCCUUCAAAUCCCGGGUAUCUCCAGGAUCCACAGAUUCUCUGGAGAGACAGUCUACUCCAAAAGACCUGGUGGAAAUUUCAUCUGCACCCAAAGAUUCUCCUCGUUCCUUUCCAUCCAAGUUCACUCCAAAGCCAAGUGGAAGUUUAUCUUCCAAGCCCCUUGAAGUGGAUGCAAUCCCUGCCCCAGCCCCAUGGGCAGCCCCACAGCAGCACAGAGAGCCUCCAGCACCAGUCCCUUCCCCCCCUUCCCUCCCUCCUUCUCAGCCUGCCCCUAAAUACAUCCCACCUCCUGUUGCUGGAUCUUCUAAGUCUGGGUCCAAGCCAGGUGCCAGCAUUUCCAUGGCUCCUUCAAACUCCGUAAGAAAUUCUACCUCCCUUCAGACUCAGUUCACAGCCCCUCCACCUACAGGUCCCUCCUCACGGCCACAGCCUCCCAAUUUCACCUAUGCCCAGCAGCGGGAAAGACCUCAAGUACAGGAGAAGCCGCGUCCUGCAGAACAGCCUGUUGCUACGAAAGACAUGCGUAGACCCACAGGCUCCAGUGCAGAUCCCCCUAGGGGAAAUUCUUCUCUGACCAUGAAGGAAGUAGAAGAGCUGGAGAUGUUGACUCAAAAACUAAUGAAGGAUAUGGAGCACCCACCUCCAGCAGAAGCCACUACUUCUGAGCUCUGUGGCUUCUGCCGGAAGCCCCUUUCAAGAACCCAGCCAGCUGUGAGAGCCCUGGACAGCCUUUUCCAUGUGGAGUGCUUCACCUGCUUCAAAUGUGAGAAGCAGCUGCAGGGUCAGCAGUUCUACAAUGUGGAUGAGAAGCCUUUCUGUGAGGACUGCUAUGCUGGGACCUUGGAGAAGUGUAGUGUCUGCAAACAAACCAUCACAGAUCGUAUGCUGAAAGCCACUGGUAACUCAUACCAUCCUCAGUGCUUCACCUGUGUGAUGUGCCACACACCUCUUGAGGGGACCUCUUUUAUCGUGGACCAGGCCAACCAGCCUCAUUGUGUGGAUGAUUACCACAGGAAAUAUGCUCCACGUUGCUCAGUCUGUAGCGAGCCUAUCAUGCCAGAGCCUGGAAAGGAUGAGACAGUGCGUGUGGUGGCACUGGAAAAAAAUUUCCACAUGAAAUGUUACAAGUGUGAGGACUGUGGGAAGCCCUUGUCCAUUGAAGCAGAUGAGAAUGGCUGUUUCCCACUAGAUGGGCAUGUACUGUGCAUGAAGUGUCACACUGCUCGUGCCAAAACAGCACGCUGAGGCACUCGGAGUGGAGUAGCCAAUUAAACCCCUCCACCCAAUGCUCUUUCCCUCCCCUCUACCGUCCUGCCCCUCUGCCUGGCAAGGCAGAUGCCUACCUUUUGGAGACCCUCCCAUUGCAGUACCUUCCUCACGUAGGAUCCUCCUAGACUUCAGCCUGUGCACCUGCCAAGGAAGCACCCUUUCUGCAGUCACUACCUUCUUGGCCACAGCGUAUUCCAAGCUGGGGACUGAGGUGGACAAACGUGCUCUGUUUCUGUAGCAUUCUUGGAGCAAGAGCUCUUGAGUAAGACCAGAUCUCCACCACCACCUGGUGGAAGUAGAAAGAAUGACCUACUGGCAGGUGCUGGGCAUUGUACUCUAUGGAGCCAAGAUGGGGUAUUUUACAUUAGAAGGUGGAAGCCUCUGUCUCAACACUGCUUCUGUCUUUGCAGUUUUGUUUUUUUAUUUCUGUCACCUUAUUACAAGGAUGAUUUUUUUUCUUCUUUCCUGUUCAAAGUGCGAAUACAAAGCAUAUUGAGAAUCUGUUCUAGUUGCUGGAAAAAAACUAACCUCCUGUACCUUUUCUACUUUCUUCUUUUAUUUUAUUCUAUUUUAUUUUUUUAUUAUUUUAAGCUCUCUUCCCAACCUGGGAAUUGAAUUAGUUCCCAGUGGGGUUUUCUGGGCAGCCAGGUGGAGCACCAGAGUAGAAAACUAGUCCAAAGAAUGUGUUUGUUUACAAAUAAAGACUGUCAAAAGAGCUGGCAGCACACAGUAAGGAGGUGCCUCAAUAUGUGGAUGAGAAAUAGCAGGCUGAGAAAUGCUUCCCUUUUCCAGGCAGCUUUCAGUGCUGUUCAGUGCCGAGCUUCAGUAUAACAACAGACUUGUCUGGCUCCGCUUGUUACUAUACUAGAUGCCAUUUUCUGGUAAGAACUUCCCAAACUGAACAAACUUUCUGGAUAACUAUAUUGUCCAGCCACUGUUUGCAUAUAAUAAAAUGUGUGUUUUUUCAUUAA
Molecule: messenger RNA, 2806 nt
Organism: Nothoprocta perdicaria
Lineage: Eukaryota; Metazoa; Chordata; Aves; Tinamiformes; Tinamidae
Gene: ZYX
Product: zyxin
Exons: 10
Coding region: 57-1811 (584 amino acids)
Biological process (GO): integrin-mediated signaling pathway; transforming growth factor beta receptor signaling pathway
Source: RefSeq, a predicted model, not a curated record